Megalopta genalis is the source of this 415-nucleotide messenger RNA. The record is from RefSeq and is a predicted model, not a curated record. NCBI's taxonomy places the organism in Eukaryota, Metazoa, Arthropoda, Insecta, Hymenoptera, Halictidae.
UCGAAUCCGAGUAGAAGAGAUUCUUUUUUUAUUCCUUUAAUUUAUAUGGUUGUUCUAAUCGAAAAUUAUGUCGUCGCCGAAGCCACGGAAACCACGAAAGCUGUGGAAGCGAAGAAUGUCGAAGAGAGAGGACAGGAAAUCGACAUUAGUUCAGUCGUUCACGACAAAAUGGUUAUCCAAUCAUAUUUAUGAAACAAGAUCGAAGAGCACCCGCAUCAUUGAAACGCAAACGCUUAUGUCAGAGCCUUCGACGCUGUCGAGAAGAUCAUCAAAGAGCAGUGUCAUUUGCUUAGGAUCGUUCAGGAAAGUCCCGGAAUUAGUGAAUCUGGAAGACAGCAGCGACGACUGCGAGAUCGUCAAAAUGGCGACCUUAGCUCAAUCGGAAAUUAAAAAGUGGAACCAGAAUGUACGCUAA